UCAGUUCAGAGCAAAAAAAAAAAAAAAAAAACAAAGAAAAUAAAAGAAAAUAUUCGCAAUUAGCUUUUUCAUGUUUUAUUCAGUGGGUUCCAUAUGUGAGAAUUACUUGUUAGUAAUAAAAAAUAACCACUAAUAACAAAGAAAGAAACAAAUCAGUCUUGUAGGAUAAAUGUUAAACCGGCUUGCCACAUACUGCGGCUAUUGAGAAAAGCCUUCUAGAUGGUCCGUUCGCGAAGCGCUCAGACGAUGACCCCAACAGCGCGUGGACUUCUGCUGCACCUUCACUGUUUACCUCACACACAAAGGGACUCUGACGCGUGGAAAUGGUGCAACUGGCAAAAGGCGGAGUGAUCUGGAACUAUUAAGUGCCAUGAAGAGACAGAGGCAGAUUCCAUGCCAGUCUAGCAGCACAUCUAGCCCUCUACACGCCUGAAGAUGAAGAUGAUCUCAUGCUUGCGCCCCUUUACCUCCCUGUCUCGUUUAAAAACAAUGUCUUCAAGGAAAUUCGCUGCAUGAUUCAACAGUCACGCCGUAUCUCCCAAUUACUUUAUCGCUUUUCAACCAUUUCAUGAAUUAACCGCAAUCCAAAAUGAAAUUUCCAACGGAAAACCCAAGGAAACCAGGGAACUGGAACCCUCCACCAGUACCGGUGCAGACCAACCUGGUGCCACCGAAGAAGGUCCAACCAGGGAUGUUGCAGUCCAGCUUGGUGCAGGCCAGCGUGGCCACCAUGCAGAACCCCAUGGGCUGCUCUUUACCUCGCCUUUCUGUCUCCCGGCCCGCUAGUAUGGUGGCUAGCAUGGAUGCGGUGGCGGACGGCUCAGCCCUCCUCACGGUCAUGAAGUGGAAGACUGUCCUAGCCGUGUUCGUGGUGGUGGUAGCCUACCUAGUCGCCGGCGGUCUGGUGUUCAGAGCCCUGGAGCAACCCUUCGAGAGCAACCAAAAAGACACCAUCACUUUGAAGAAAGCCGCCUUCCUGCAGAAACAUCCCUGUGUGACCCCCGAUGAGCUGGAAGAGCUCAUCAAGCACUCUGUAGAUGCAGUGAACGCUGGAGUCAGUCCUAUCGGAGACACAUCAUACAACUCCAGUCACUGGGACUUAGGGAGCUCCUUUUUCUUCGCUGGAACUGUGAUAACGACAAUAGGUUAUGGCAACAUCGCUCCAAGCACAGAGGGUGGGAAGGUUUUCUGCAUCCUUUAUGCAAUAUUUGGCAUCCCACUCUUUGGCUUUCUUCUGGCUGGUGUUGGUGAUCAGCUAGGGACUAUUUUUGUGAAGAGCAUUGCUAAAGUGGAGAAAAUGUUCAGGCGCAAACACAAUCAAAUAAGCCAGACCAAGAUUCGAGUGGCCUCUACAUUGCUCUUCAUCUUGGCUGGCUGCAUUCUCUUCGUCACCAUACCAGCCAUCAUCUUCAAGCAUAUUGAAGGAUGGACCGGCCUGGAUUCGAUUUAUUUCGUGGUCAUCACACUGACGACUGUUGGGAUCGGUGAUUAUGUUGCAGGAGGCAAUAGAAGAAUAGAGUACCGUAAAUGGUACAGACCACUGGUGUGGUUCUGGAUCCUAGUUGGACUGGCUUACUUUGCUGCAGUUCUCAGCAUGAUUGGAGACUGGCUAAGGGUGCUUUCUAAAAAGACAAAAAUGGAGGUGGGUGAAAUUAAGGCUCACGCCGCCGAAUGGAAGGCCAAUGUUCGAGCAGAGCUCCGUGAGACCAGACGUCGACUCAGCGUGGAAGUCCAUGACAAACUCCAAAGGGCCGCUACCAUUCGCAGCAUGGAGCGCAGGCAGCUGGGUUUUGACCAGCGGGCCCAUUCCCUAGACAUGCUGUCCCCUGAACGUCGAGCUGCCUUCAAUAGCCUGGACACCACCAAUUUCAAGACAUCCUCCCAGGAGAGCAUUGACACCAAGCUCAACAACCUACGCCUAAAAGUUGAGCAGAACGAGCAUCGACGAAGCGACCCAAGCCAGGCGUACUCUGAAGACAACAUUUUCAACCGCCUUGGCUCAGUCACAAAACUAGCCAAGCGGAACAAGAACAAAGAGCUGAGGAAAAACAUCCCAGACGACGGUCGGAGAGCCUUAGAUUCCUUCACCUGUAAUACUCCCACAAUGGAUGAGGAAAAGAAAGAGGCAGAGGAUGAGGAGCUUGAGAAAGAGGUCAACACCAGUCUGACCAACUUACCUCUCUUUGUAGAGAGCCCCAAUAAACAAAACGGAUUCAUGCCUCUACCGCCACAGACCAAAGAGGAAGAAAACGAGACAAAACUUGAAGACAAAGAGUUCCAUUUGCAGAUGGAGCCCUAGAGGGAAGCGUGUAGAAAAAUAACAUAUGCCUAAAGUGCCUUGUUUAGCCCUUACCCUGAGCUGAGAUGUGAGUAUCUCAAUUUCUGCUGUUCAUUUAACUGUUCACUGUGUCCUGAUAACUUGAUAAUGGAAAUGUGGUGACAGUAGCACUGGAAAAUGCUUGUAUAAGUCGGAAAGAAUCUCUCCGAAUGUCCUGGACAGCAAACUAAAAAUCUGUAGCAAGCUACAUUGGCAGUUUGUUUGAAGUAUGACUAAAAGUGCUGACUGUACUUCAAGGUUGUUUGGGAAGAAGCAUAACUGCUCAAAAACAAUGUUUGUCAAGAUUCCCCACGCAUUUAAAAUGGAGAAACUCACCUAGAGACUUGAAUCCCCCAUGAUCAAAGAUAAGACUCUUUGAAUAUGAAGAAACCAUUGGUGACACAUCAUAUAUGCACGGAGCUCUACUGUCCUGUAAAACAAGUCAAGUGCAUCAAUAUGUGAUCCAGAUUUAUGAAGUUAACUUAUGAAAUCUCAGGGCUUGUAGUCCUACUGUAAUUGUUCAAUUGUACGGUAUGUCUGACAUACAGUUUGCUGUGCUCUCAUGAAAUAUCUAAAGCUGUUGCUACACGGUACUAUUUUUUUAGUUUGAAAUUUUAGGAUAAUGGGACGGAAGAGAAGCCAUAUGGUAGAAAGUCUUGGUAGAUGUCAUGUAAUUGAGAAUGUCUAGUAGAGUUUAACUCAGUCAAACUACUUAACAAAGGAAUAGUUCACCCAAAAAUUUAACUCCAGACCUGACUUAUUUUGUUCUGCAGAACACAAGAGUUUCAAAUGGUUUUGUCUAUACAGUUAAAGUCUGUGAGAUCCAAAACAACAAAUAUUAAUGGCAUUUUCCAUUUUUGGUUGUAUUGUCCCUUCAAGUAAUUUUCUUGAUGCCAGAUUCAGUAAGCGAUUUUUGAGAAACACUAGGUGCGUUUCCAUUACAGAUUUGCGCAAAACUUUGUCGAUAUUUUAUAAAUGUCGACAAAAGACAUUUUACCUUCCAGUACACUUACAACAUUAUUUCCAUUAACCAAUGUUAUACGACUAAAACGUAAUUUGUUCCUCUCGCGGUAAGUCAUUGCAACGGAUUUUGGUGGGAUUUGGACGGAUUUUGGCUUUAUUUAAUCGAAAGAGGCGAUGAGAGUAUCUUUACAGAAGCGACUCUAAGCAUUAAUAUCAGGGAAAGCCCCUUAUACUUGAGAGCGGCUACAUAUGAAAUGUUUCUUGGAGUUUAUAGUACAUUGAAGAAUGAUCAUUUGACUUUUUACAUAUGCCAUUUGACCUGUAAAUGCGAAAAAGCCGUUUCCAUUGCAGUUUUGUGAAAUAUUCCUUUUUCGAAUUGCUUGAAAAACCACCUCAUGCGAGCGUAAAAACUUUUUUUGCGAUAUAUGGGAGUUUUUGCGAAAUUAUUAGGCGUAUUUUCAAUUCGCAAUUUAAACUUGUGCAUCUUGAAGGGUAAUGGAAACGUGCCUACUGUCGAAAGUGGAUUAGACCAAGCACCACACUUGUAGCCAAUCAUCAGUAAGGGGUGUGUCCAUUCAUGAUGAGGCAACCUGAUCUCACAGCAAUUUGUAUGUAUUUUACGAGGUGGCUAAUUCGUACAAAUGUGUGUGUUUUGUAAAAAAUCAUCCGCAUUUACUGAGGUGGCACAUUCGUAGGAUUUCGUAUGAAUGACCACCCCUAACCCCAGCCCUAAACCUACCCCUCAUAGAAAAUGUACAAAAUCAUACAAGUGUGGUUGUACGAAUUCAUGCAAUGCGUAAAAUGUGUACAAAUUGGUCAUGAGAUAACAUUGAAUGGGGAGGUGCCUAUUGCAUAGAAUUUGGGAGCAGAACUGUCAAGAUAGGAUGUGAUCCUUUUGGGUAAGGUUAUGUUUGUUUUGGUCAUUUCAAAUAUUAACAGCGUUUCUCAGAAAACACUUAAUGCACCUUUAAUUAGUUGUCUGACUGUUACCGAUUACACAACAUUACCACAAUGUUACGUUGAUUUGUAAAUGAUCAGGGUAGCAUCUUAAAUAACUUGUUUGAAGUCUACUAGACAUUCUGUAUGUGAAUGAAAGACAUAUACGGCUUUAAGCUUUAUGAAAGUAUAGGACGCAGUUCCAUUUUGGAUUGACAGGAAAUGUUCUCUUUUUUGCCAGAAAACUUCUGUUUGAAAAUGCCAACUGUACAUGAGCAAAUCUCACAAUGUUUUGAAAUUUUGCACUUUUUACAAGUUCCUGUCUUUGGUUUACAAUUAUCGUCUCUUCUUUUCCAGAAUGUUUCUGGACUAGACCUUUGACACACCACUAAACAAUGUGCUAAUCGCCCGGGAGCGUCUGACAUAUUUGUGUGUGUGUUUGUGUUGAAACCAAAUACCGCUUUGUCUGAUGUGAUUGUUGUCUUGCUGACUGUAUUAAUGAAAACUCCCUGAGGCAGACUCACGUAUCGGUACCUCAUUCCUACCAACUCGUAAACGCACACAUACACACAUCUGCAGCUGCAGCAAAAUGCUUGUUGUU
This is a messenger RNA of Labeo rohita (rohu), 4817 nucleotides long. It is a transcript of the gene kcnk10a, whose product is annotated as potassium channel, subfamily K, member 10a. The record is from RefSeq and is a predicted model, not a curated record. Gene Ontology annotation, cellular component: membrane. NCBI's taxonomy places the organism in Eukaryota, Metazoa, Chordata, Actinopteri, Cypriniformes, Cyprinidae. Bases 590 to 2299 code for a protein of 569 amino acids. The transcript is spliced from 7 exons. Gene Ontology annotation, molecular function: potassium ion leak channel activity. Gene Ontology annotation, biological process: potassium ion transmembrane transport; stabilization of membrane potential.